AGAGUUCAAAGCCUUCAACCCAAAAUGCGAAACCUGAUAAUUUCUAGGGCGGAGCUCUAACAUUGAGAUCGUUCCUCCCAUACAUAUAUGUAUAACCCGCAAAAUACUUCCGCUCCUACAGCAGCCAACCACACAUAUCAAGUGACAUUUUACAUGGAAGGGGAGAACAAUCCUUCUUCGGCGCAUUUUUCACGGGCCAAAGGAUAAAACCAAAGCCAAGGUCUUUCCAGCUCGCUGAGGUGACAUUCACUUCGAGUACGGGAAUCGCCGCCGAGUUUCUUCUGCUUCAUCUGGUCUGGACUAAAACAGUGCAAAGAGAGACCGAAACCAACACCAUCCGGUUCGGGGUUGCGUACGUUUUUGCUACUUGUCUCGUUCGCGUUUUUCUUGCGAACGCCGACCCCGCACAACAAUGCUACUAUAAAUUGAUUGAGACAGUUUUAUCCCGGCACAGUUCGAUCGCAAACAGCAACAUCACCUCACAUUGUUCAGUAUGGCUUUCAAGUUCGUGACCUUCCUCGCCCUGGUGGCCGUUGCUCGUGCCGGAGUCAUUUCGGGCCCAGCUCUGUCCUACGCCGCUGCUCCAGCCCUAUCCUACGCUGCUCCAGCUCUGUCCUAUGCUGCUCCAGCCCCUCUUGCCUACUCGGCACCAAUUGCCAAGACUGUGUCCUACGCCGCUCCGUUGGCCACCAAGACCCUGGUUGCUGCCCCACUUGCCAAGACCGUCGUCGCUGAUGAGUACGACCCACAUCCAGAGUACUCCUACUCGUACGGAAUCUCCGAUGCCCUGACCGGUGACCAGAAGGAACAGCACGAAUCCCGCAGCGGAGAUGUUGUCCAGGGAUCUUACUCGCUGGUUGAUGCCGAUGGCUUCAAGCGCACCGUCGAUUACACUGCUGAUCCGAUCCACGGAUUCAACGCUGCUGUCCGUCGCGAACCCCUGGGAGUUAAGGCCGUUGCCCCAGUCGUUGCCGCCAAGACCAUUGUUGCCCAGCCCGCCUAUGCCGCUUAUGCCGCCCCAGUUGCCAAGACCAUCUCGUACGCCGCCCCAGCUGUGACCAAGACUCUGGUCUCGCAGCCAGCCUAUGCCACCUAUGCCGCUCCUCUGGCCACCAAGACCAUCGUGUCGCAGCCAGCUUAUGCCAGCUACGCCGCCCCAGCCCUGUACCACCACUACACAGUUCGAUCGGUUUCAUUGCUUAGUGAACAACUCCCAAUACUAACCAUGGCCUUCAAGUUCGUUACCUUCCUCGCCCUGGUGGCCGUUGCCCGUGCUGGAGUCAUCUCGGGCCCAGCCCUGACCACCUAUGCUGCUGCUCCAGCGCUGUCCUACGCCGCCCCAGUUGCCAAGACCAUCUCCUAUGCUGCUCCCGCCCCUCUGGCUUAUGCCGCUCCUAUUGCCAAGACUGUCUCCUACGCCGCCCCAGCUCCUUUGGCCUAUGCUGCUCCAGUUACCAAGACCCUCGUUGCUGCCCCACUCACCAAGACCGUCGUCGCCGAUGAGUAUGACCCCAACCCACAGUACUCCUACUCGUACGGAAUCUCCGAUGCUCUGACCGGUGACCAGAAGGAACAGCACGAAUCCCGCAACGGAGAUGCCGUCCAGGGAUCGUACUCGCUGGUUGAUGCCGAUGGCUUCAAGCGCACCGUUGAGUACACCGCCGACCCAAUCCACGGAUUCAACGCUGUUGUCCACCGUGAGCCUUUGGCCGUCAAGACUGUUGCCCCAGUUGCCAAGACCAUUGUCGCCGCUGCUCCAGUCGCUUAUGCCGCCCCAGUUGCCAAGACCAUCUCCUACGCCGCCCCAGCUGUGACCAAGACUCUGGUCUCUCAGCCAGCUUAUGCCACUUAUGCCGCUCCUCUGGCCACCAAGACCAUCGUGUCGCAGCCAGCUUAUGCCAGCUACGCCGCCCCAGCCCUGUACCAUCACUAAGCAAUACCCCGAAACCUGUUAUCGACUGUUGAGACUGUGUUCAAUUAUUUAUAAGAAACGGAAGCAAACAAUGAACAAAAUUUGAAACUGAG
Messenger RNA from Aedes albopictus (Asian tiger mosquito), 2025 nucleotides. Its product is annotated as paternally-expressed gene 3 protein-like. Gene Ontology annotation, cellular component: extracellular matrix. The record is from RefSeq and is a predicted model, not a curated record. The transcript is spliced from 4 exons. The coding region runs from base 494 to 1933 and encodes 479 amino acids. NCBI's taxonomy places the organism in Eukaryota, Metazoa, Arthropoda, Insecta, Diptera, Culicidae.